Messenger RNA from Pistacia vera, 736 nucleotides. Its product is annotated as protein PHLOEM PROTEIN 2-LIKE A1-like. The record is from RefSeq and is a predicted model, not a curated record. NCBI's taxonomy places the organism in Eukaryota, Viridiplantae, Streptophyta, Magnoliopsida, Sapindales, Anacardiaceae. The transcript has 2 exons. Bases 16 to 651 code for a protein of 211 amino acids.
AAGAGUGAUUAGAAGAUGGCGCAUGAUGUUUCUCAAACAAAAGUGAAGCUCCCACACAACUAUGAAUCCAUUCUCGGAGAAGCAGACUCACAGGUUGACAAGUCCUCCUCCAUAGACAAGCUAUAUGAUCAGCUCUACUCUGGAGUUUUCUUAAACCAAAUGAAAAAGAAAUUUUGGGUUGAUAUGUUGUCCCAUAAGAAUUGCUUCAUGUUGUUUGCACGGGAACUCUCAUACCCUAAAGGAAAUUUGUUUCUUCAUUCUAUAAUACUCGACUCUUCUCCUCGAAUUGAUGUGGCUGAACUACAGGAUUCACAGAGUUUUGAAGUAAAAGGGAAAUUCAACACAAUGAACCUCACUCCAGCCACUCUUUACCAAGUUUCAUUUACCCUAAUGAUGAAGGACGAAGCUCAAAAUGGAUGGGAAGAUCCAGUGAACCUCAAACUCUUCCUCCCAAAUGAAACAUCUGAAGUUCGCAAAGAAUAUUUGAAUAAAAGGCCGAAAAACCAAUGGAUAGAGAUCCUAGUUGGUACCUUUACAACUACGUAUAUGGAUUCCGGGGACAUUGAAUUCUCUAUGUACGAAUUCGGUAAGCGUUUGAAGAAAGGAAUUGUCAUACUUGGAGCUGUUAUUAAGCCAUUUUCAUUCCGGUAGAACUAAGCAUGACGAUGAUAAACAAUUUGACCUUUGCAAAACUACGUUUAAUAAAAUAAAUAAUUUACUUCACGUGCCUGAGGAU